This is a messenger RNA of Paramuricea clavata, 2671 nucleotides long. The record is from the annotation of a GenBank genome assembly. NCBI's taxonomy places the organism in Eukaryota, Metazoa, Cnidaria, Anthozoa, Malacalcyonacea, Plexauridae.
AUGCAAAAUGGCAGUGGGAAUUUCACAACAACAAAUGAACUAUGCGAGAAAGAAACCGAAGGUGAAAUGGUCGCCCAUGCCGUGUUUUUGAGCGCCGUAAUGGCUUUUACAUUGUUUGGCAAUUUUCUAGUCAUCGGCACAGUUGCUACGUAUGAAAAGCUACGAACUGUGACCAAUUAUUUCGUCAUUUCCCUCGCAGUCUCUGAUGUGUUGGUUGGCUUGACAACGCUGCCAUUAAAGGUUUGUUUUACUUUUGUUCAAACGGGACAGGAUGAAUUCGAAACCUUUCUCCUUCACUCGCAAAAGCAUUUUGUUAUUUACGAUUUUAGUUUAACACGCAAGCUGUGAGCCCAAAACUCUCUCCUUCUCAAGUUUCACGUGGAAACAAAAUGUGUGAGUCAUUCCGUUGCCCGCUUGCCUUCCUCCCUCCCUCUGCGAAUACUGAGUGACCCUAUUUGCUGCUGCCCGCAUCUCAACCCCACUGACCCUAAUUCGUAUCUUACCCUGAUCCUAACCCCUGACCUUACCUAGCUCAUAAACAGCUACUCAGCGAGACAUGAAUCUGUUUAUAAGAGAGUGUCCGGGAAAAUGUAAAUCAUUCCCCCCCCGCGCAUUCAUCAAUUACUUGCAUGCCUUACAAUAGCACGCAUGUUAAACCAAGGAGAAACUUGAGAAGGGUAUAAACCAUUUGCAGAAUUACUGGAACAUAGCAACAUGCGCGCAUAGCUUCGACUUCAUUCUUUUGAAAAGACAGAAACGUCAAACAUUAAGUCAGUCUCGUACCCAGAGUAUGCCCGUUCGCAGGUUAGGUAUUGGGCAUGACAUUAAGUCGAAAUGAAAUUCUAAAGAAAUGAAAGAAUGAAGAAGAGGCAAUGCAUAUAAUGAUACGCCCCAGCCACUGUGAGCAGCUAGAGGGUAAUGUAUUCUUAUUGUAGUGUAGUACUAAGUCGAGUUCUUCAUUAUUCACCAUAGAUCGACCAGAUGACCCACAACAAGAAAUGGUGUCAUGGUAUGGAGUUAUGUACGUCAUGGAUUAUUGCGGAUAUCGUGUGCAAUUGUGCCUCAAUCUGGAACUUAGUUCUCAUUAGCAUUGACCGCGCUAUCGCAAUCUCCUACCCGUUUCACUAUCGCGAGAUGAUUACUAAGAGGAAAGCGUGUCUGUUCAUUGCUUUGGUUUGGUGUGGUUCCAUCUUGAUGGCUUUCUUGGGAAUGCUGAACUGGACUUUCCCUGGGAAAGAACAUAUAUUCACUGUGUUCUCAUGUCAGAAAGGUGAUCGAGUGUAUUACACUGUCGCGGCGACUGUGGGCUUCUUUUUACCACUGGUUAUUAUUCUCAUUUCGUAUGGUAAGAAUCUUUGUGGUUAUUGGAAUCUAACGGACCUCUUUGUUCUCAUUAUUACAAUUAUAAUUACUGCCAAAAUAACCACCAUCAUAACCAACAGCAAUGCAGCAUCACUACCAUUGUAAUCACUACUACCGUCAUCAUCCAUCAUCAUCAUCACAAUCCCCAAUAUCACCACCAUCAUAACCACCAUCAUAUCACCGUACUUUUACUAUUAUAAUAAUCACAAUAACCUUUAACAAUUAAUAUUACCAUUAUUAUUAUUAUUAUUAUUAUUAUUAUUAUAAACCCGACAUUAUCAAAUUACAUUAUCAUCACUAUAGAAGAAUAACCGUAAUGACCACCAAAGAGUCAUGAGAAUAUCAGAUACAAAAGUCCUGGGCAGCUAGGAAAAUGUUUUUCUAAUGUUUGCCUAUCCUUGGAAAUCUCUUUAUUAGGAAAUAAUACUUCCUAACAAAGCCAGAAACAUUUUUUAUUUCUAAGUAUUUUCUAAGUAUACAUUUUUGCGAAAACAUUUUUUUGGUUCGCCCAAGUUUGGAAGGAUAGCUAACUAGAAAUCAAUGAUUUUAGAACGAUCAACGAUGUUCCUUAGCCAGCCCAGAGAAAUGUUUCUGACAAUUGUAUUCUAUAGUUUUCCCAUUUUGAUAGUGACAUUCUUAGGUUACAAACGUUCCGCAAAAAUGUUUAUAAAAUAACAUGUAUAUAACGCGUAUUCUGAUUGGUCGAAAGCCGUGUUUGGAUCAGGCCAUCCAAACACGGAAACCAUAAAGUAAUUGUAUAUUCCUAGUUUACAUAGCCUUCGUAGCAGGCGUUUACUGUGCUAAACACGCUUCUUUUUCGUCUAUUUAUUUCAAAGGUAUCGUGUUCAGUAUAGCAUUAUCACAAGCGAAAGCCGUAGCAGCGACAGCCAGACGUAACUCGCUUACAACAGUCCACUUCCUUCGCGAAUUUAAAGCAGGAAAAACCCUGGCGAUUGUCGUGGGAGCCUUUAUAGUGUGCUGGUUACCAUUCUUCAUUAUUCUCCUAGUCACAUUCUGGGCACCGCUGCAGUUCUACGAAUGGAGCAUGCGCAAUAAGUUGGCAUUCGAGUUUGUAGACGUCACAUUCAUUUACUUGCUGACGUCAGUAAAUUCGUCCCUAAACCCCUUCAUCUACGCGCUGUUCAACACAGAACUCCGAAGGGGGUUUCUGAAAUUUUUCUUCAAGAUUAUCGGUGUGAAAGCACAUCAGCAAAAUGCGGGCGAUGGACAUUCCGGUUCUGUUUCCUACAGCUCAAGAAGACGCUCGAGCACUCCGCUCACAUUUUUGAAAAGAAAUUCGUCCGUUUAA